This is a messenger RNA of Habropoda laboriosa, 2766 nucleotides long. It is a transcript of the gene Ir25a, whose product is annotated as ionotropic receptor 25a. The record is from RefSeq and is a predicted model, not a curated record. Gene Ontology annotation, biological process: synaptic transmission, glutamatergic; monoatomic ion transport; modulation of chemical synaptic transmission. Gene Ontology annotation, molecular function: transmitter-gated monoatomic ion channel activity involved in regulation of postsynaptic membrane potential; glutamate-gated receptor activity. The coding region runs from base 1 to 2766 and encodes 921 amino acids. The transcript is spliced from 5 exons. Gene Ontology annotation, cellular component: postsynaptic membrane; plasma membrane. NCBI's taxonomy places the organism in Eukaryota, Metazoa, Arthropoda, Insecta, Hymenoptera, Apidae.
AUGAGAUUCGUGGGAUUUACGGUUAUAGCGUGCACGUUCCUCGGAUUUUCCGGCCAAUCCACCGUUCACGGACAGAGAAACGUCGUGAGCGAUCAGAAAACCAGGCCUGUCAAUCUUUUCAUCAUCAACGACGAGGCGAACAAAGUGGCGAACAGUAGCAUAAUCGCGGCCGUAAAGGCCAUCAAAGAGAAGCAUCCGAAUUAUUUGGGCAGGAUAUGGAGCGUGCAGACCAACGAUUCGGACGUGAACGACACUUUGGACCGUAUCUGCAACGUUUGGGACGCGGCUGUAGAAAAAGGCACCGACAAAGUUCCAGAUUUCGUGAUAGACACGACGACAGCCGGUUUAAGCGCGAAAAUAUCCAACUCUUUCACCGUCGCCCUCGGUAUCCCAACGUUGUCCGCUCAAUACGGCCAAGAGGGAGAUCUUCUAUACUGGAGGAAUUUGAACGCUGAUCAGCAAAGCUACUUAAUCCAAGUAAUGCCUCCGGGAGACUUAAUACCGGAGGCCGUCAGGCAGUUGGCGAUCCAACUGAAUAUUACAAACGCGGCUGUUCUCUACGACCAGAAUUUCAUCAUGGACCACAAGUACAAAAGCUUGUUGCUGAACGUACCAACCAGACACGUGAUUAACGAAGCGUCACAACAGGUGAUGAAAAUGAGACGACAGUUGCCGCGUUUAAGGGAUCUGGACAUAGUGAAUUAUUUCAUUUUGGGCGAUGAAAGUACCCUUAACGUAGCCCUAGAAGCAGCCGAGGCUUUGAAUUUCACCGGAAGAAAGUACGGCUGGUUUCUGCUGACUCCUGAGGCAAACAUUUGGCCCAGAUGUGAGUGCAGAAAUAUGACCGUUUUAUUCAUGAAACCGGAGCUGAAAGAGAGGAGGCCAACGGUGGACGCGACAUUGCCGAAACCGAUCAUCUCGUCUGCCUUUUAUUACGAUUUGCUCCAGCUGGGUGUUCGAGCGAUGAAAUCGGCCUUGGACAACGGAGAAUGGCCGCUGCAACCGAGGCAAAUCACCUGCGACGAGUACAACAAUACGAAUACACCGGAGAGAAAGUUCGAUUUUUUCGGCAAGUUGAAGGAUAUUUAUGCGAAUAUGACGCCAACUUACGCUGGGAUCAAAUGGGGAAACAAGAACGGUGAACAUCAGGCGAAAUUCGAGAUGUCUAUUCAUUUGGUGAACAUAGAAGAUGGAGUUGCUACGAAUACUGUCGACAGCGGAUCUUGGAACGCGAGUGUCUCUGAACCUUUGCUGAUAACAAACAACGACGUGAUGAAUACAACAGCGGUGAAGAGCUACCGUGUGAUCACCGUAAUUCAUCCGCCAUUUGUAAUGUACAACCAGGAAAAGAACGAGUACUACGGCUUCUGCAUCGAUCUGUUGAACGAAAUCAAGGACACGGUAGGCUUCCAGUACGAAAUUCGAGAAACCGACAGUAAAUUGUACGGUAAUUUAAGUCCAAACGGAACCUGGAACGGGAUGAUGAAGGAAUUGAUCGACAAACGUGCCGACAUCGCUUUGGGCUCGCUAUGGGUCACAGCUGAAAGAGAAAGAGUGGUCGAUUUCACUGUUCCCUAUUACGAUCUAGUCGGUUUGUCUAUUAUGAUGUUGAAAACCAAGACUUCUACGUCGUUGUUCAAAUUUCUAACCGUACUGGAGAACGAAGUUUGGUUCUGCAUAUUAGCUGCCUACCUGUUCACCAGCGUUCUCCUGUGGAUCUUCGAUCGUUGGUCGCCGUACAGCUACCAGAAUAACAGGGAGAAAUACAAGAACGACGACGAGAAGAGGGAAUUUAAUUUAAGGGAGUGUUUCUGGUUCUGUAUGACCUCUUUGACGCCACAGGGUGGCGGCGAAGCACCGAAGAACCUUUCCGGAAGGCUCGUCGCUGCUACAUGGUGGCUAUUCGGAUUUAUUAUUAUCGCUUCGUACACGGCGAAUCUCGCCGCUUUCCUCACCGUCUCCAGAUUGGAGAUCCCGAUUGAAACACUCGAGGACCUCAGCAAACAGUAUAAAAUCCAGUACGCCCCGGUAUUGAACUCUCCGGCUUACACUUACUUCAAAAGGAUGGCUGCCAUCGAGUGGAGAUUCUACGACAUUUGGAAGGAGAUGAGCCUGAACGACAGUUUGUCGGAGGUGGAGAGAGCUGAAUUGGCGGUGUGGGACUAUCCUGUGAGCGACAAGUACACGAAGAUGCUGCAAGCGAUGGAGGAAGCAGGUUUUCCAGCGACGCAAGAGGACGCGGUGAGAAGAGUUAGGCGUGUCGACUCGAACAACGAGUUCGCCUACAUAGAAGACUCGACAACUAUAAAGUAUCUCACCAUGACGAACUGCGACCUGGUUCAAGUGGGCGAAGACUUCUCGAGGAAGCCUUACGCCAUCGCUGUACAACAGGGCUCGCCUUUGAAGGAUCAGUUCAACAAUGCAAUCUUGAUAUUGUUGAAUAAGAGAAAAUUGGAGAAAUUGAAGGACAAAUGGUGGAAGAAGAACCCGGAUAAGAAAGACUGCGACGCGGAGAAUAGUCAGAGCGACGGUAUAAGUAUCCACAAUAUCGGCGGUGUGUUCGUUGUGAUAUUCUUGGGUAUAAUAUUCGCCUGUUUCACAUUGGCCUUCGAGUACUGGUAUUACCGACACCGUACGAAGAUCACGAAGAUCGAUCGGAAUAACUCUGGCAAGGGUAAAUUGUCGAAAGUGAAACCGCUCAGAUUCAAUCUUCAACCGGCGCCCACUCACGCUUUUCAGAGCACCAACUUCAGAUCGAAAUUUUAA